This is a messenger RNA of Monopterus albus (swamp eel), 6479 nucleotides long. RefSeq names its product protocadherin-15. Gene Ontology annotation, cellular component: plasma membrane; stereocilium; cell-cell junction. The transcript has 35 exons. Gene Ontology annotation, molecular function: calcium ion binding. Gene Ontology annotation, biological process: inner ear development; sensory perception of sound; homophilic cell-cell adhesion. Bases 544 to 5625 code for a protein of 1693 amino acids. NCBI's taxonomy places the organism in Eukaryota, Metazoa, Chordata, Actinopteri, Synbranchiformes, Synbranchidae. The record is from RefSeq and is a predicted model, not a curated record.
GCAAAAAAAGAUGAAGCAGGUGAUAGACCAACACAACUCAUGGAUUAAUCUACCCGGCGAAUCGCUCUAGGGCUUCGGCCGUCUUCACAUGCCUGUUGUGUGAAUGCCUUCAGCGGGUGGUUGGACUUGCCACUUGUCAGGAAUAGUAAACAGCCUGCGCUGCUGAAGACCGCGCCGACCUCUUACACUUUUGGAAAACGUCAACAUUUUUGUGCUGGGUCGCCUUCGUUGGUGAAAUAAACACGGACAACUUUGUCUGACCGGCUGCACAAGAGAAAGUGAGCCACACACACAAACUGGCAGAGGUGAGAUUACAGACACAGUGGCUGAGCGCCCGGGAGGCACAGACCCCUCUCGCUUUGAAGAUUAGUGGGUUGACGACGUCUGACAGAAACGAAGAACAGGAUUAAGCAUUGUGCAGUAUAACCUACUUCUCAUCACUCCCACAUAUUGUCUUCAGAAUAUUUGCGCAAUGACCUUUGGUGCACUUGGACUACAGCGGGUGCGCCCGUGAGGUGGGCAGGCAAUAAAGCUUGACAGAAGAUGCGACGGGGGUGGUGGCGGCUCGUCAGAUGGCUGGGGACAGGAAUGGCAAUCCUCUCUUUGCUAAGCCACAGCUGGGGCCAGAUCACAGAAGACUGGCAGUAUGAGGAGUGUAAACUAUCUAGGGGAGGACCCCCUGCGACCAUAGUCACCAUUGAUGAGGAGAGCCCCAACGGUACAGUUCUGGUGGAUAACAUGCAGAUAAAGGGCCGAGCUCAAGACCCUUUCAGAACCAUCUCGCUGACAUUACUGUACAACUAUGACUACUGGGUGAUACUGGAACCAGUGCGACAGAGGCUCUACCUCAAUAGUACUGGACGCGUUCUGGACAGGGAUCCCCCCAACUCCAUCACCACCAUUGUGGUUCAGGUCGAGUGCACCAAUGAGCUUGUUGGUACUGUCAUUUUGCAUGAGGUGCGGAUUAUUGUGAGGGAUAGGAAUGACAACGCCCCUCGCUUCCAGCAGCCCCGCUACUAUGUUGCAGUAAAUGAGCUCACACCAGUUGGAACAACCAUUUUCACUGGCUUCUCAGGAGGUAAUGGUGCUACGGACAUUGACGAUGGGCCCAAUGGAAAUAUAGAAUAUAGCAUCCUUUACAACCCCAAUGACCCGGCUUCAAACAGAACAGUGAGUUUUUUAACCACCCCUUCAGGAUACAUUACCCUGGCAGAGAGGUUAAACUAUGAGGAGAAAACUCGCUACCUGGUUUUGGUCCAAGCCAAUGACCGUGCCCUGUAUCCCCCCAACAGACUAACAGCUACCACGACACUGACUGUGGACGUUCUGGACGGCGACGACCUGGGCCCCAUGUUCCUGCCUUGUGUUUUAGUGAACAGCACCCGUGACUGCAGCCCCCUCACCUACCGCGUUGCUAUCCCUGAACUCACUGAACCGAACAAACUGAACCCACUGAAUGCGACUCCUCCGAUUCGGGCUGUGGACAUGGACAGAAACAUCCAGCCCCCAUCAGACAGACCUGGUAUUCUCUACUCCAUCCUGGUUGGGCAACCAGCUGCAUAUCCACAAUAUUUCUCCAUGAACAGAACCACUGCAGAGCUGCGUGUUCUGCAGCCUGUCAGCAGGGACUUCUAUCAAAUGUUCACACUUGUCAUCAAGGCUGAGCAGGACAAUGGCCACCCCCUCCCAGCUUAUGCCAACCUCAUUAUCGAAAUCCUGGAUGUGAACAACCAGGCGCCAUAUUUCCAGUUUGCCACCUAUCAGGGCUAUGUGAGCGAGUCAUCCCCUGUGGGUACGACUAUCUCAGCCAGUGCCAACCUCACUACCCCCUUGGGAAUCAUCGCUCUGGACAAUGACAUUGAGGAGACGAAAGACCCCAUGUUGAAGAUUUCCUUAAACGACUACACCACGAUCUUUGCUGUGACCCCAACUGGGCUAAUCCGGUACCUGAGUCUCCUCAAACCUGUGGACCGGGAGCAGCAGAUGUCUUAUACGCUCACGAUGGUGGCUUCAGAUGGUGUCCAGCUGAGUAGUCCAGUUACUGUCAACAUCCUGGUCAUUGAUGCCAAUGACAAUACACCCAGUUUCGCUAAGGUCUCCUACAGUGUUGAAGUCUAUACAGGCAUGCAGCCAGGAGAGACGGUACUACAGUUAACAGCAGUAGAUGCUGAUGAGGGAAUGAAUGGUCUAGUGACCUACGAGAUACUAGCCGGUGCCCAGGGACAUUUCAUCAUUAAUAAUCGCACUGGACGCAUUACUGUGGCACCAGGUGUCACUUUAACUGUGGGACAAUCUUACGCACUGACUGUUAAGGCAUCUGACAAUGCACCAGAGACUGAGAGGAGGAGCUCCAUCACCACAGUGUACAUUGAAGUUUUGCCACCCAACAACCAGAGCCCCCCACGCUUCCCCCUCCUCACCUACAGCGUGGAAGUCAGUGAGGCAAUGAGGAUCGGAGCCAUUCUGCUCAAUCUGCAGGCCACAGACAGAGAAAAUGACCCAAUCACAUAUCGCAUUGUGAGUGGAGACUCCCAGAAGGUGUUCAACCUCUCUGAGACGAUUGGCCUUCUACUUCUGGGUAAGCCUCUGGACAGAGAGACCACUGAUCAGUACCAUCUGAUUGUCACAGCCUCUGAUGGAAACCCUGGAGGGACAUCUACUACUACUGUGAACAUAGUCGUCACUGAUGUCAACGAUAAUGACCCUGUGUUCAUCACCAUGCCCACUAAUUUUACAGUGCAAGAAGAACAGGCAAAUUUGUUCGUAGGACAAGUCAGGGCCACAGAUCCCGAUGCAGGGGUUAACGGCCAGGUGCACUACCGGAUUGUGAAUUAUCCUGAACUGUUUAUAAUCAGUGCAAAUGGGAGCAUCUACACAAGAGUGCCUCUGGAUCGGGAACUUAGGAGCCAGUAUGACCUGGUGGUAGAGGCCUCAGAUGGGGCAGUGGAUCCACGUCGAACCACCUUGACCCUCUCAAUCAAGGUCACAGAUAUUGAUGACAACAGCCCAGUUUUCUCCCAGCAAGCAUAUGUGGUGAAUGUACCUGAGAAUAGCCCUGUGGGAACUAUGAUCCUGAGGCUGAGUGCGACGGACGCAGACCUCUUCUCCAAUAUCACUUACUGGAUCCGGACUGAAUCUGCCAGGCAGCUGUUCUCUCUGAAUGCUAUCACAGGGGAGUUAUUUGUGCUGCAGGCCCUGGAUUUCGAAAGCCUGGCAGCAAUGGGCAUGGGAACCUCCUACACUUUCCAGGUUGAAGCUGUUGACCAAGUAGGGGUCAUGCCUCCAGGGCAAGCUACCGUCACGGUCCGUGUCACGGACAUGAAUGACUUUGCCCCCGUCUUUAGCCGAGCACUGUACCUGGGCAUGGUGGCGCCCAAUGCAGAGAAAGGAACAGUCAUCACAACUGUUUUUGCUGAGGACCAAGACCCACCGGGUACUCCGGCCAGUUUUGUCCGCUACAGAGUGGACCAGGAAAGGUCACUGUACAGCGGAAGCAUUUUUGAUGUGGAAAAGGAAACUGGAAGAAUCAUCACCAAGGUCAAUCUCAAUGAAGAGCCCAGUGUCACCUUCAAGUUGUUUGUCAUAGCCUAUGAUGAUGGGGAGCCAGUGAAAACCAACAGUACUUUGGUGGAGAUCACUGUCCUUCAGCCUUCUCGCAUCCCAAUCUUCACCGAGGAAGAAUACAGGUUUCCUCCAGUCAGUGAGCUGGCUCCAGUUGGCACACCAGUCGGGAUCAUUUUAGCUGCUGCUAUCAAUCAAACAAUUUUCUACUCCAUUGUGGCGGGAAAUGAACUAGGUCAUUUUAAACUGAACAACAGGACAGGGGUCAUCUCCACAGCUAAACCUCUGGAUUAUGAAAAUGUGACCAGCUAUGUCCUCAGGGUCCAGGCAGACUCAAUGAUGGUUGUCAUGUCCAACCUGCGUGUGCCUUCUAAAACUAACACUGCCAAAGUCUUCAUUGACGUCAGUGAUGAGAAUGACCACCCUCCCGUCUUCUCCAGGCAGCUCUAUAUAGGUGGCGUGACAGAGGACACCAAGAUCUUCACCUCUGUGCUUAAGAUAGUGGCCACUGACAAAGACACUGGGAAUUACAGCGCCAUGGCAUACCGCCUGAUUAUCCCACCCGCAACAGAGGGCCAGGACAGCUUUGUCAUCGAGACUUACACGGGUAUUGUCAAGUCGGCCAUCAUGUUUCGAAACAUGCGCAGGUCCUACUUCAAGUUUGAAGUUAUUGCCACAGAUAACUAUGGAAAAGGUCUCAGCAGCAGUGCCCAGGUGGUGGUUUCUGUGGUCAAUGCACUGGACAUGCAAGUUGUUGUGUCCACUGUCCCGCCCACUUUAGUGGAAGAGAAUAAGGAGCAGCUCAUUAGCAUUCUUGAGCGCUAUGUCCAGGACCAGAUUCCAGGUGCUAAGGUGAUUGUGGAGUCUAUAGGGCCACGUCGUUAUGGCGAUGGCUAUGAACUAGAGGACUACAGCAAGUCUGACCUGAUGGUGUACGCCAUUGACCCCCUCACAAACAGGGCCAUUUCACGCCAGGAGCUCUUCAAAUUCCUCGAUGGGAAUGUGCUGGACAUCAACAAGGAAUUCCAGCCGUACUUGGGUGAAGGUGGCCGCAUCCUCGAGAUCCGUUCUCCAGACAUUGUGGCCACUGUGAAGAAGGCAGCCCAGGCUGUGGGCUACACGGAGGGAGCUCUCCUGGCCCUGGCCAUUAUCAUCAUCCUGUGCUGCAUCCCUGCCAUCCUCAUCGUCAUGGUCACCUACAGAGAGUUCAAAGAGCGACAGGCAGAGUGUGCCAAAACUGCCAGGAUUCAAAUGGCUUUACCACCAGGGGGGAAAGCACCUGCAGCCGGUGCUCCCAGUGUCAACCUCUAUGAAGAGCUGGGCGAUAGCAGCAUGCUUGGCAUUCCUCAGUAUGGCAGUCGGAGGAGGCUGAUAUCUCCCAUGUAUGAUGAGUAUGGAGAGGUGAUCAUGGAUGAUGAUGGGUAUUACUACAGUCCUCAUGGCCCUGAGCCUGGGAGAAAGAAGCGUAAUAAGCUGGUGGUCAAUAGGGAGAAUGAAACCAGCUCCACAGGAGAGGAGAGCACAACAGAGACCCAGAGGACCCGACUCCCCAACAGUCACAGCAACAUCAACGGGAACAUCUACCUUGCACAGAAUGGCACUAUUGUCCGAACUAGGCGGCCACCCCACCCAAACAACCUGAAGGUGGGUUCUCCAUGCCGGCUAGGUAAGCAUUUUAAAAAACUAGACAAGUUGGGUGUGACUUAUGAAGAACCCCCUCCCAUUGUUAGCAUUGAGGGCUCAGGAAACGACACAGAAAAUGUAAUGGGCACAUGUGUUCCCUCUAAUGUGGACCUCAACCUUAACACUCAGUCCUCCUCUGGCUCCCUGGAAUCAACCACCACAGAUCUUAAAAGGUUUGGGUCCAAGACCAAUAUUGCCAAGGCCUUGAUUGACAGAAACAGCAGUGGUCCAUGUCUCAGUGAAGAACAAGAGACUUCUGUUGACAACCACAAGAACAGUAGGGAGACACUGGAGUCCCACAGUGACCACACAUUUUCAGACGAGGAGGAGUUAUGGAUGGGGCCCUGGAACAGCCUGCACAUACCAAUGACAAAACUCUGACUGACCAGGGAGAAAAUUUAUUUCCAUUGUGUUAUUUUCCCGUCUUUAUCAUGUUGGUUUUAUUUAGAAAAUGAUCAUAAACAAAUUGUGUGCCUCAACCAGGUAAGUGCAGACCACUGUCCACACACAGAUGAUUGCACUUACAUAUGGUCAAGUUUUAUUUAACCAUAACACCGUAUGUUAAAGCUUUUAUCACCAACAGGAGGGAUGGGACCAUACAGCUGCAAGGCAAUGAGUGCCUCAAAGAAAUAUGAAAUUCUGUGUGAACCGCGCUUGACUGUAAUUUUAACUCUAUUUAACACAGAAAAUGGGCUUCUUUUAUUGAGAGAGUCCAUGUUUUUGCUUUUCUUUUCUCAGGCACAGUUUUUAAAUCCUGAAACAGAUCACAAAGAGAUCACUCAAUUCACUAUGAUUUUAUAGACAGUGAACACAUGACAGAAUUGUGAUCAUAUAGUCUAUGAGUAAAAGAAACUUAUUUUGCUAAUAGUAUUUUACUUUCAAAUAAUUAAGAUUGUCUCUCAUUCUAUGUUGUGAUCGCUUGGCGAUGCUUUUCAAAAUUUCUGAAAAAUAAAUGAAAUUAUUUUUGUCAGUUUUGUAUCUAACAGAUUGGGAAUCUAACAUAUGACAUUAAAAACAUAAUGUAUACACCUGACUGUCAUUACUGUAUUUCCACAGUGAAAUAUGGCAGCGAAAUCAUUGUGCUUUUAUAUGGACAUUUGUACAGAAUGUUGUAUUUUCAAUCCCUUUACAUGAUGCAGAUUCGUUUUGUUCAUGAUAAUUUAUUAACUGACACAUCAGGACCCCAUAUGGGAGGACAGGCUACCAAAAAUGUAUUUCAUUCAACAAUAAAGCUC